GUCGCUAGUGCGGGACCAGGAGCCUCCGCGAGCAAGAUGGCCGCUACAGAGACCCAGGCCGAGGGGCGCCGGCACUGAGUCCGGACCCGCGCGCCCUUCCUCCAGCAUUGCGCCCCAACAAAGACCUCGCGCUUCUCGCCAUCAAAUCCCCAUGGAUUAUUCUGGCUGUGGUCGCGAGGCCGUUCCAAUAGAGCCUUAGUUGGCCCAGGGAGAGAACUCUGGCACAGCGCUGCUCUGAGCUGGAACCUCAGGGAGGUCUGCUGCAACAGGUGCGACACUGACCGCUCCAUGCUUGUGGGUGCGGGGAGGCGUGGCCUCCCCCGGGGCCGCUACCUCUGCUGGUUGCUGUGUGCUUUCACCUUGAAGCUCUGUGAAGCAGAGGCUCCCGUGCGCGAGGAGAAGCUGUCAGUGAGCACCUCAACUUCGCCAUGUUGGCUGGUGGAAGAGUUUGUGGUGACUGAAGAGUGUACUCCGUGUUCUAACUUCCAGAUUAAAACUACGCCUGAGUGUGGUUCUACAGGCUAUGUGGAGAAAAUCACAUGCCGCUCCUCUAAAAGGAACGAGUUCAAAAGCUGCCGGUCAGCUCUGCUGGAACAGCGCCUGUUCUGGAAGUUUGAAGGCACCAUGGUGGGUGUGGCUUUAGUCUUCGCGUGCCUUGUCAUCCUUCGUCAGCGACAGCUGGACAGAAAGGCUCUUGAGAAAGUCCGGAAGCAAAUUGAAUCCAUAUAGCCGAAUUCCACUGUAUUAUGCCGGGCCUUACGGACUGUAUCUCAGAUGGAGAAGGGCCAGUGGACUAAUUUGCACUCAUACGCCUGUGGUAGUAGCACCUUUCCCUGACUUCCAGACCAUUAAUGAACACAAUAAAAAGUAAAAUAGAGCUGGGCAUGGUGGCACAAACUUGUAACCACAGCCCUUGAGAGAGUGAGGCAGGAGGAUCCUGGGUAAAUUUAUAGGCAGGCUAGCCUGAGCUACAUAACAAGACUGUCUUUAAAAAGCAAAAAAAAAAUAAUAAAGGAGUAACACAAUUUCCUUCCCUAUGAUAGUUUGGUGUGGGAGGACUGGGUGUGGUGGCACAUCCCUUGAAUCCCAAACUUGGGUGACAGGCAGAUCUCUGAGUUCAAGGCCAGCUUUUCUACACAAGGAGCUCCCAGCCAGCCAAGGGUAUGUAGUGAGACUACAUCUCAAAAACAUUAAAUUAAGAGGUUGGUGAGUUUGCUUAGUGAUUAAGAGUACUUGCUGCUCGUAGGAUCUGGAUUCGGUUGCUAGCACUAGCAUCCCAAUCAGGUGAUUUACAUCCGCUUGUAAUUCUAACGUCGGGAGAUCUGAUGCACUGCAGCCUCUGGGUACCUGCAGGCAAGCAGUGCACAAACUCAUACAGAAAUAGACAGAUAUUCACAGGAAAACAAAUAAAUCCUUUUCUUUUUAAAAAUUUU
Chionomys nivalis (European snow vole) is the source of this 1433-nucleotide messenger RNA. It is a transcript of the gene Jtb, whose product is annotated as jumping translocation breakpoint. Gene Ontology annotation, cellular component: midbody; spindle; centrosome. The transcript has 5 exons. The record is from RefSeq and is a predicted model, not a curated record. Lineage: Eukaryota; Metazoa; Chordata; Mammalia; Rodentia; Cricetidae. Bases 289 to 729 code for a protein of 146 amino acids. Gene Ontology annotation, biological process: mitotic cytokinesis.